CGGCAUUUCUCAGCGACCAACAAUAAAUGCCACAAUAUUGACGAAGUUUGGAACACCACGAACACAAGCAGAGUGAUACAAAUAGUAAAGUGUCCCAGUGCUGAUGGUGUGAGCUGUUAGCAGAUAUGGCUGGUGUGGAGGAUGUUCCAUUGUGCCGACCAGUUCAGCAGUUGAGCUCGUUGGAGGAGUUCAGCCCUGAUACCAAUGGGGUGGCACCAUAUGCUUUAGAGGAAGAACUUGAACCCAAGGAGGAUCCGGUUCCAGAGAGAGCUCAACCCAUUCAAAUUGUGCUAGCUAGUGAGGAUGAUCAUAAGUUUGAAUUGGAUGCUGUUGCGCUGGAAAAAAUCCUGAUGCAGGAACAUGUGAGGGAUCUUAAUGUGGUUGUGCUGUCUGUGGCCGGUGCCUUCCGCAAAGGCAAGUCCUUCCUACUGGACUUCAUGCUACGUUACAUGCACAAUCGGUCGUCUGAGUCAUGGAUGGGAGGAGAUGAUGAGCCACUGACUGGUUUCUACUGGAGAGGAGGCUGUGAGAGAGAGACCACAGGCAUCCAGGCUUGGAGUGAGGUGUUUGUUGUGGAAAAGGAAGAUGGAACUAAGGUGGCUGUGUUGUUAGUGGACACUCAGGGAGCCUUUGACAGUCAGUCAACCAUCAAAGACUGUGCCACUGUUUUUGCACUAAGCACGAUGACCAGCUCUGUGCAGGUUUAUAACCUUUCCCAAAAUAUCCAAGAAGAUGAUUUACAGCAUCUCCAGCUUUUCACAGAAUAUGGUCGACUUGCAAUGGAGGAGAUCCACGAAAAACCAUUUCAGAAACUACUGUUUUUGAUCAGAGACUGGUGUUACCCUUACGAGCAUAAGUAUGGACUUGAGGGAGGGAAUCGCUUUUUGGAGAGGAGACUACAGGUGAAGCAGAAUCAACACGAGGAGUUGCAGAAUGUUAGGAAGCACAUCCACGCUUGUUUCUGUAGUUUAGGCUGCUUUCUUCUGCCACAUCCAGGUCUGAAGGUGGCCAUCAACCCUCAUUUUGAUGGCAGACUGAGAGACAUUGAUGAUGAGUUUAAGAAGGAGCUGCAAAAUCUUGUGCCCUUACUGCUGGCACCAGAAAACCUGGUAGUGAAGGAGAUAAAUGGAGCCAAAGUUACAUGCAGAGACCUGCUGGAGUACUUCAAGGCAUACAUCAAAAUCUAUCAAGGUGAGGAGCUUCCGCAUCCUAAAUCCAUGCUACAGGCAACUGCUGAAGCAAAUAACCUGACAGCUGUUGCUGGAGCAAAAGAUACCUAUAACAGAACCAUGGAGCAGAUAUGUGGAGGAGACAAACCGUACGUUGCCCCUGUUGACCUCCAGCGCUAUCACGACGAGUUUAAGAAGACCUCCGUUCGACAGUUUUGUGCAGUGAAGAAAAUGGGUGGUCUCGAGUUCAGUCAGCGCUACCAGCAGCAGUUAGAGACAGAGCUGGAUGAAGUAUACACCAAUUUUGUGAAAAACAAUGAAAGCAAGAACAUUUUCUAUGCAGCAAGAACCCCAGCCACACUGUUUGCAGUCAUGUUCGUUACCUACAUGGUCUCCACAAUAACAGGCCUCAUUGGCUUAUCGGCGAUCGCAGCUCUGGCCAAUCUUGUGAUGGGGGUGUCGCUGCUCACAUUGUGUGCCUGGGCGUAUGCCAGAUACUCGGGAGAGUAUCGAGAAGUGGGUGUGGCUAUAGACCUCACAGCUGAGGCACUGUGGGAACAGGUGCUGAAGCCACUUACUGAGCAGUACAUGGAAGAAAAUGUCCGACAGACUGUUGUAAACUCUAUAAGAGCCACUUUAACAGAUCAGGUGAAACAAACUGCAAAGUUGAAGACCAACUGACAGUUUGCUGUGCCUUUUUGUGCCCGGUGUUUGAACAAUCAAUGGUUUUACCUUGUGUAGUUUUUAUUUGUGAUGUUUGGUCAUUUAGGCUGGAGAAUCUAACCAAAGUUUGCAGCAGGAUUUACACUGAAAAAUUAUAGACUGACACGAUAACAGCAAGGAACAUCAUUACAUAUGCAUUUAAAUUUUUGAUUCAGGUUUAAGUUAUCAGGUAUACAUGCAGGUUUGGAUUUUUCUUGGGUUGAAGGAUUAUUUUGGCAGGCAAACAUAAUAUCACAGUAUCAAUCUGAAAGUCAAUUUGUACACUAGAUCUUUAAUACCUUAAUCUCUUAAUGGUUCAAUUACUGCUUUCAAAGUAUACAAUCCAUAGCCUUUAAUUCCAUAUUGGGAUUUGCCUUCUACCAUAGUUACCACAAUCGUUUUUUGCAGGAUUUCUUGUGCCAUACUUUUAGAGCUAUUUUGGAAUGCUGAACUUGUAAAUCCAUCCAAAACUGCCCUUAACGUGCCUCAUUCUGUACAGUUUUGUUUUAGACUGUAUCAUAGCCUCAUGCAUGUAAAUUAGUGUAAGGGGGUGGGGGGGGGGGUAUGAGUAUGAAUGUGAUGUUGAAUUUGCCUUUAUCAUUUGCUGUACUUAUCCAAGUUCAGAGCACCUUUCAUUGUACACAGCUUUGUGACGCAUGGGAGUGCUCAUGAUAUCAUGAUUUGUCUUUUAAGGCCCUGUAAUUUAUUUUUUAAAUGAUUAAAAUAUUUACAUUUUU
Molecule: messenger RNA, 2608 nt
Organism: Myxocyprinus asiaticus (Chinese sucker)
Lineage: Eukaryota; Metazoa; Chordata; Actinopteri; Cypriniformes; Catostomidae
Product: atlastin-2-like
Exons: 14
Coding region: 126-1850 (574 amino acids)
Biological process (GO): endoplasmic reticulum organization; protein homooligomerization
Molecular function (GO): GTPase activity; GTP binding
Source: RefSeq, a predicted model, not a curated record